AUGGCUGCGUCGUCGCCGGAUCAUGAGGGACCCAGCGCUGGCGCAGUCGAUCUAGUCGAUGCAAAUGGCAAGGUGCAGUCAUCUUCGACGUUUCCUACGCGUACAGAGCCUGUGCAGCCGACGGAUAGCCAUGAUGAAGCCUCGGACCGAUCGGAUUUGCCGUAUGGCAGUGACUUGUCGACAGGCAAUCCAAAACGAGUGGUACUAGCCCCUGUCCUUCGGAAGCCCGUGGAUAAGUUCACACCUAUAGGGCAAGACCUCGAUCCUGGAAGGGAGCAUAUCUCUGUGGAAGAAUGGGUUCCUAUUCAUCACAUCUAUACGGAAAGGGAGUGGCGCCAAUGGCGAGCCUUGCAGCAGACGUCGCACCACCGACUGUACACGAACGAUGUGUCUGAAAAAGCUCCGCCCCACCCUACGGAAGAGUCCCAGGGCAUGGAUUCAGAUAGCAUCUUUCUCAAAACCCGCCGAUAUCGACUUCAGGACACGGUUGGCUGGAUGACGCAGCGACUGGCAGACCGCUCUUCGGAAGACACCGAAAAACCACCUGCGGAUCCUAUGACGCUGAAUCGUACAGAAUCGGCAGGUUGGAACGAGCCAUGGUCUUUCAAGAAUGCCCUGGGAGAUGAGAAAGAAGACAAAGUGGGUGUUAUGCUCUUUGGCGCAGAGGGCCAGAAAAAAGUGGAAGCGAUUGAGAAAAAGGUGUUUCUGUUCCUCAUGCGGAAGCCAAUUGUACCUAUUCUCUUCCGUGUCAUCAACAUUGUCCUGAUCUCCACUACGUUGGCUGUGGGUACCCGCUUGCAUAUCGCUUUAUCAACUACCCAUAACUCAUCGGCGGUGGGUGUUAGUCCACUGACAGCUGUGAUUUUCUCCCCACCAUCGCUCGUAUACGCUUUGUUCCAGGUAUGGAUUGAAUUUCAGAGCCGGCCUAUCGGUCUGUGGCGUGCAAGCGCGAAGCUGUGGUACAUGAUGCUCGAACUCGUAUUCGUGUGUCUAUGGUCUGCCGAACUGGCACUGGCGUUUGACAACUACUUCACAUCGGCGAUCGUAUGUGUACACACCUCAUCACCCUUUUAUGCGAUUGAAGACAGUAUGGUUAGGUACCUUCCGAACAAAGACACUGUAUGUGGGCUCCAAAUUUCUUUGAUUUGUGUCACAUUUGUGUCUGUUCUUGUAUACUUGAUGGUCUUUUUGGUUUCCCUUUUCCGCAUUUUCUACCGCGUUGUUUUAAUGAGCUGA
This is a messenger RNA of Malassezia pachydermatis, 1236 nucleotides long. RefSeq lists its product as hypothetical. Lineage: Eukaryota; Fungi; Basidiomycota; Malasseziomycetes; Malasseziales; Malasseziaceae. Gene Ontology annotation, biological process: positive regulation of catalytic activity. The record is from RefSeq and is a predicted model, not a curated record. The coding region runs from base 1 to 1236 and encodes 411 amino acids. The transcript has 2 exons. Gene Ontology annotation, cellular component: fungal-type vacuole; cell periphery.